CAAAGUAUUUUGUAUUUAUCUAAUAAAGCGGGAGCAUCCAUGAACACAUUGAAAAUCAUGCAUGGCUAGGCUCAUAUGAAAGCUUAGAUCAAAAAUAUCCAUCUCCUUCCCUUCUUUGGUCACACUUUGGUUUUGUUUUGUUUUGGAGUUUGGCGCGUUUGUCAACAACAUUGGAUCAUUUUAGAGGCCUGGCCUGGCCUAGAGAGUGAAUCAACGGACCCAUCCCAUUCAAGGCGUGUUGGGCGUUUCCUUCUUGGGUGGCAUCAUGUCCUCGCCCAAUGGCCAUCCCACCUCGGGUGCGGCUCCACAAUCCUCGCCCAAAGGCGGACGAGAUGUGUCGUUGCCCAUGACCCGCGUAAAAACCAUCAUGAAAAGCUCCCCCGAUGUGGAGACGGUCUCGCAGGAAUCGCUCUUCCUCAUUACCAAAGCCACGGAGCUCUUCAUAAUGUACCUGACCAAGUUGGCCCAACGCAACGGGGACAAUGAUCAAAGCGUCACUUAUCGCGAUUUAGCGGCAGUGGUCCAACGCAAGGAUAGUAUGGAGUUUCUUCACGAUAUCGUGCCCAAGAAAAUUAAAGUGAGCGAGUACCUGGAGAUUAUGAAAAACGAAAAACUGGACGACGACGAUAUUCUGUGAAUGAGCCAGUCUUUUUAUUUCAAUGUUUCAUCAGCCAUCUCAUCUAUUUAAAUACUUAUCAAUGUCCACAUCGUAGUUCUUAAAAUCUUACAGGUCGUCGAGCUGUAAAAUAAAGGUAGAUCGUGAAAGUUCAAAUUUGA
Tigriopus californicus is the source of this 777-nucleotide messenger RNA. RefSeq names its product chromatin accessibility complex protein 1-like (gene Chrac-16). Bases 266 to 637 code for a protein of 123 amino acids. Gene Ontology annotation, cellular component: nucleus; CHRAC. The record is from RefSeq and is a predicted model, not a curated record. Lineage: Eukaryota; Metazoa; Arthropoda; Copepoda; Harpacticoida; Harpacticidae. The transcript has 2 exons. Gene Ontology annotation, molecular function: protein heterodimerization activity.